AUGGCAACUACUGUGACCCGUGUCCCUGUGGGUGACAUUGAUACUACAUUCAAAUCGAACAGCGUAGACCUCGUCAAUAAGGCACUUGGGUCGCGAAUUCUUUCCUUCUCCGACGAGUGGUUCGCCGCAGCCGAGAACCUCACCACGUCGACGCCGCCAGUACGUAAGCCAGGAGUCUUCACUUAUGCAGGAGCUUGGUACGAUGGGUGGGAGACACGGAGGCAUAACCCGGAGCCUUUCGACUGGGUUGUCAUUCGACUAGGUGUCGCGUCAGGCCGGGUCAAAGGCGUAGAGAUUGACACGGCCUUCUUCAACGGAAAUCACGCGCCCGAGGUCGGAGUCCAGGGUUGCUUUGUGACAGGGGAUGAUGGCGACGACAAGGUCAAGAGCAAAGACUUCCCCGACUGGGAGACAAUCAUGGAAAGGCAAGAAUGCGGCCCUUCACAACGCCAAGCUUGGUUAAUCACCGGUGGAUCGGGCAAGGCAUACACACAUGUUCGGCUGCAGAUGUUUCCUGAUGGCGGAAUUGCGAGAUUUCGGCUUUAUGGAGAGGUGAUGCCAGUCUUGCCGGCAGAUGUCAAUGAAGUGUUCGAUCUUGCUGCUACAGUUAAUGGCGGCGUAGCUGUACAAUGUUCAGAUCAGCAUUUUGGCACGAAGGAUAACUUGCUCCUACCUGGCCGCGGUGUCGACAUGGGCGAUGGUUGGGAAACCGCCCGUUCACGUGGCGAACACAUCGACUGGACCAUCAUCAAACUUGGAACUCCCGGUCUUCUCGAGAAAGUGGUUAUAGAUACAGCACACUUUCGCGGCAACUUCCCUCAACAGGUUCAAGUAUUUGCCGCUCCAGCUGCGGAGCAAGCACCUGCACAUGCAGACGCCGUCUGGUCGGAGAUCCUGACCCCACAAAAGACCGGACCAGAUGUGGAGCACGUAUACGAUGGUACAGUCCUGCGGCAUACAGACAAUGUUUAUGGUUUUGUGAAGCUGGUUAUCAUACCAGAUGGUGGCGUCAAGAGGAUCCGAGUAUUCGGCAGACAGUCCCCAAAGACUGUGUGAUAGAAUCAAGCUCAGUAGGAUGCUCAAUAGAAGGCUCGGUAUCAAAUAUCUCGAGUGCAAAGCAGACUGAUGUUCGUCGAAUUGCUGCCAAUCUCACCAGUCAUAUCGCAUCGCUGUAGCCAAUGCGUCGAUUUCACUAACGACCGAUGAACAAAGCACCAAAGCUCGUCGCUGAAGGCCGUAUGUAGUACUGGUGGUUUGACUGCAUCUAGUCAU
Molecule: messenger RNA, 1272 nt
Organism: Dissoconium aciculare CBS 342.82
Lineage: Eukaryota; Fungi; Ascomycota; Dothideomycetes; Mycosphaerellales; Dissoconiaceae
Product: Allantoicase
Exons: 2
Coding region: 1-1056 (351 amino acids)
Biological process (GO): allantoin catabolic process
Molecular function (GO): allantoicase activity
Source: RefSeq, a predicted model, not a curated record